AUGUCUACGACAACAACAUCAACUACAACAACAACGACGACACCAACAACUCCAAGUACAACUCCGAGUACAACUACUCCUACUGCAGGGACUACCUGGUGGACUACCCAGGCUCCUACUAAGCAACCUGAACUUCAAGCUGACGAAGAGGUGGAUCCAAGUAUGUACGAGGAAUACUCGGACUACAUUGAAUACGACGAAGACGACUUCUUCUACCAUAUGUAUUUUGACGAGGUGUCGACCACCCCGCUCCCUAGUGAGUUCUACGACAUCCUGGAGACCGUAAGUGGAGGAAAUAAAGCACCGGAAGUAUUGGACUAUCCAGAUUACGGAAACCUAUUCAAUAAUAGGAAAGCUAACUUCACUCUAGACGGAUUUAGGUUGACCCCUCAAAGAAACAGAACUCGCUCCACUCGCUACUUCCGCAACAACAAAAUGACAAGAUGGAAGCGGGAUGCCAAGCCAAAAAUAAAAUCCAAAAAAUCCAAAAAACCCAAAAAAUUUACAAAAUUUACGCGCAAGAAGAAAACCAAGAAUGGUCCGAAGAAGAGGAUCAAGACUAAGCAGAGUGAUCCAAGGAUCGCCGGGAUCCUGGAUCGUAGAGUUCCUGAAUUGUUCCGGGUGACACCCUUUGUUACAAUUUCUCUCACUAAAUUUGUAAUUUUGUCUACAGGGUCCACCCCCAUUAUUGCAGUGGCGUCCAGCGAUAUCUCCAACAUUGUGUCUGUGGUGAGCCCUAUAAUAACCGGUUCUACGGUAACCGCCAGUAUUGUGAGUACUGGUACAACCGGUACAACACUCUGGUCUUUAUUUCCGUACAUUACGCUACCGGGAAUUACAGGUGCUGGAAUCCCGUAUCUCUUGAUCUCCUUGUUUAUCCUGUAUACAGGGAUAAUUAUAUAUAUUGACGGAGAAUAUAUUUAUAAUAAACUUAGAAACUUCGCCAUAAAUAGAAUAUCAAACGUUCGUAGAAAUGUUUAUCGCCGAGUGCAUUCAGAGAAAGGUAAAUCACAGUAUAGUAAACCAUCAGCGAAGUCUACUGCUCGACCCUAUAUCCGGCAUCAGCUGCCCUACACAGACCGGAAACGUCGGAAAAAAAUUCCGAAAAUCUCCCAAAAAGUUCAAAAUAUUCCCGCAAAAACUCUGACGUCCAGAGACAAUUAUUACAGCAGACCUGUAUACAAAACUAGUCCUAAUACACAAAAUAAAAAUAGUCAAAAUUUGAACUAUGAACCUUCGGCAGAUAAAUUCAAAACGCCGGAUGUAUACUUUAAAACGCCACCGGAGGUGAACUAUAAAACGCCGGAGGUAAACUAUAAAACGCCGGAGGUAAACUAUAAAACGCCGGCAGUGAACUAUAAAACGCCGGAGGUAAACUAUAAAACGCCGGCAGUGAACUAUAAUUCGCCGAAAAGUAAUUAUAAAGUUCGGAAAUUUAACUCCGAGAAGUAUAGUCCGGACCGUUACAGUCCAGAGUACACGCCGACACUUUAUCGAUGGGACGAUUCUAAGGACGAUCGAGAAAGUGAUACAUCGUCCCGUCAGGACCAUCAAUGGUACCGGGGGGACUAUCAAGACGAGUUUAGAGAAACCCAUGAUUAUUACAGUUUAGAUGUUGUCCCACCAAAUGAAGAUUUUCCAACUUAUGAUUAA
Eurytemora carolleeae is the source of this 1653-nucleotide messenger RNA. RefSeq lists its product as uncharacterized. The coding region runs from base 1 to 1653 and encodes 550 amino acids. Lineage: Eukaryota; Metazoa; Arthropoda; Copepoda; Calanoida; Temoridae. The transcript has 6 exons. The record is from RefSeq and is a predicted model, not a curated record.